AUGUCAGGCAUCUUGAGGCAGACCAUCAACCUUGGUCGCCUGUACAGGCCGACCUACCAGAUNUCGACCCGCGGUCGCUCGCUAUCAUUAAGACCUGCUUCGAUCCCGCGACCAACAUAUGCAUACCAGCGCGUCCGCCGCUACGCCACUCAACCCGAAGAGCCUCGCGACAAAGAUGAGGUCAAGGACAAGACUCCCGGCCAAUCCGCCCCCGGCAUGAAGCACCUUUACAACAAGGGCGGCCCCUUGACAAACGAGAAGACUGCUUCAUCUUCAUCUGAUUCGCCUCGUCCCGGCUUUGCGAAGCUUACCCCCGAGGAAGAGAAGGAANNGCUCACCGAGGUUUUUGGUCAGAUCAAGAAGGGCAUGCCCGCCUCCAUGGCAGAAGAGGUGGAAAAGACUUUUCAAAGGAUCCGCACCGAAGGCAUCCCUCAAGAGCUCCGCGACACCAUGGACGAGGUCAAGCAGGGCCACAUGACGCCUGCCGUCGCCGCCCGCCUGUGGCGUCAAGUCUCUUCCAUGGCCAGAAAGACUGCCGAGAGCGACAUCAACAGCGAGGCCAAGGGUGCUCAGCAGAAGUCUGGUGCUCACGAUCCCGGUGCCGGCUCCAAGUCAAAGUCGAACAACAAGGGCGAAGACAAGGAUGGUCCAGCCUACCACAUCAAGGAUAUCAAGCUGGACAUGAACAGCAUCAUUCUUUCCGCCUUCACCUCAUACCUCAUCUAUCGCCUGGUCGUCCCAAGCGAGAACUCCCGCGAGAUCACAUGGCAAGAGCUGAGAAACACCUUCCUUGACAAGGGUCUUGUCGAGAGACUUGUCGUCGUCAACAACAACAAGGUCAGAGUGCACGUUCACCAGCAGUCUGUCCAAGCCAUGUACCCCGAAAGUCCUGCAGCUCACGGCAACUUCUACUACUACUUCUCCAUCGGCUCUGUUGAGGCCUUUGAGCGCAGACUCGACGACGCACAAGCUGAGCUUGGCAUCCCAUCAUCUGAGAGAAUCCCUGUUCAAUACAGCCGUGAGGUCUCUUGGGCUGACACGAUAUUGAGCUUCGGUCCCACCCUGCUGUUUAUUGGUGCCAUCUUUUGGCUCUCAAGAAGAGCCGCAUCUGGAGCUGGCGGUGGUGGCAGUGGCGGAAUCUUCGGUAUGGGCAAGAGUCGCGCCAAGAAGUUUAACCACGAGACCGACGUCAAGGUCAAGUUCGCCGAUGUCGCUGGUAUGGACGAGGCCAAGGUCGAGAUCAUGGAGUUCGUCAACUUCUUGAAGCAACCCGAGCGCUUCCAGAAGCUCGGUGCAAAGAUUCCUAGAGGUGCUAUCCUCUCUGGUCCUCCUGGUACUGGUAAGACUCUGCUCGCCAAGGCAACCGCUGGUGAGUCUGGUGUACCUUUCUUCAGCGUCAGUGGUUCCGAGUUCGUCGAGAUGUUCGUUGGUGUUGGUGCCUCGCGAGUGCGCGAUUUGUUCCAGAACGCCAGAAAGAGCACACCCUGCAUCAUCUUCAUUGAUGAGAUUGAUGCCAUUGGAAAGUCAAGAUCAAAGCAAAACUUCGGAGGUGGUAACGACGAGAGAGANGCUACACUCAACCAGAUCCUUACCGAGAUGGAUGGUUUCGCCAGCACUGAACAGGUAAUUGUACUUGCUGGUACCAACCGCGCAGAUGUUUUGGAUCAGGCUCUCAUGCGUCCUGGCCGUUUCGACAGACACAUCUCAAUCGACAAGCCUACUAUGGACGGACGCAAGCAAAUCUUUGCUGUCCACUUGAAGAACAUCGUGACAAAGGAAGACAUCGAAUACCUCAAGGGCCGUCUGGCAGCACUUACCCCUGGUUUCUCUGGAGCGGAUAUUGCCAACUGUGUCAACGAAGCCGCUCUGAUCGCUGCUCGUGGUGGCGCUGACACUGUCAAGAUGAUUCACUUCGAACAGGCUAUCGAGCGUGUUAUCGGCGGUCUCGAGAAGAAGUCGUUGGUGCUUUCGCCCGAGGAGAAGCGCACAGUUGCAUACCACGAGGCUGGCCAUGCUAUCUGUGGAUGGUACUUUAAGUACGCCGAUCCUCUUCUGAAGGUCUCCAUCAUUCCCCGUGGUCAAGGAGCCCUCGGAUACGCACAAUACCUUCCCUCUGGAGACACUUACCUCAUGUCAUACCUGCAGCUUCUUGAUCGUAUGGCCAUGACUCUUGCUGGUCGUGUCUCUGAGGAAAUUCACUUUGAGACCGUCACAUCUGGAGCAUCGGACGACUUCAACAAGGUCACCCGCAUGGCCACCGCCAUGGUUACCAAGUGGGGUAUGUCGCCCAAGGUUGGUUACCUCUACUUUGAGGACGACCCGAACCAGCUCCAGAAGCCCUUCUCAGAGGAGACCGCCCGCAACAUUGACACCGAGGUGAAGCGCAUCGUCGACGAAGCCUACAAGCAGUGUCGUGGCCUGCUCGAGGAGAAGAANAAAAGAGAGAUCGGUAUCGUCGCUGAGGAGCUGCUCCGCAAGGAAGUCUUGACUCGCGACGACCUCGUCAGNAUGCUUGGCCAAAGACCCUUCGAGGACAAGGGCGACUUUAGCAAGUACUUUGGCGGCCGCGGCGACCGUGAAGGUCCUGGCGCAGGUAUCCCUAGCAUCCCCGAGAAGCCCGAUGGACCCAUCCUCCCUCCCGGUUCCUCCAACCCUGCACCUGUGGUGUUCAAGGAUUUGAACCACUAA
Messenger RNA from Aureobasidium vineae, 2688 nucleotides. NCBI's taxonomy places the organism in Eukaryota, Fungi, Ascomycota, Dothideomycetes, Dothideales, Saccotheciaceae. The record is from the annotation of a GenBank genome assembly.